AUGUGCUUGGUUUUUAGCCUAAUCAUCAUGUCCUAUGAUGUCAGCAAGAAAGAACUCAGAGAUAGCAGCUGCCAUGUGGGACAGCUGCCAGGGUUCUUCCCAAAGGAUGUGAGAAGAAUCAGGGAUGUGCUCGUGCAAGAAACCAAAAGGUCUACAUUCAUUCAAAAUCAGACUGUGGCUACCCUGCAGUGCCUUGGCUCUGGGAGCAAAGUCAAAGUCAACCUUGUGUAUUCAGAGAAAAGGUCAAAGGUCAAGCAAACGCUGAAGAACCUGAGAGUCCUUGCUGCUCCCUGCAGAAACAGCAACUCCCCAAACUGUCACUUAACCCCCACAUCCAAGUUUCAGACUGGAUCCCUUCUAACAGGCAAAGUGAUGUCUAAGCCCAACAUGGGGCUCAAGCUCAAGCGUCGCAUGCUCUACCACACAGAUGAGAACCUAAAGAAGAGGCAGAAAUGGAGCACUGUGGUCAAAUUUCUGAUUGCUGUCACCCUGUUGCUCAGUGGAGUCGCCAUGAUAGUGUUUGUCCUUUUUGAAGUCCCAUGCCCUUCAGUGCUGGGGAGCAGAGAGCUAUGCCGAUGCCAGUGGUUGGGCAGAAGGCAAAGGAAAGGCCAGCAACCUGGGGCAGCUGAAUCCCAGCUUGAGUCUCAGCCCAAGAAGGAAAGUGGUCUCUGUAUGGUUGGACAAGAUGCUCCCAACUCAUCAAGCCCAAAGAAAGCUGCAGGGAUCACUAUCAUCCACGAGACAUACUUCUGA
Molecule: messenger RNA, 753 nt
Organism: Mirounga angustirostris (Northern elephant seal)
Lineage: Eukaryota; Metazoa; Chordata; Mammalia; Carnivora; Phocidae
Gene: CUNH17orf78
Product: chromosome unknown C17orf78 homolog
Source: RefSeq, a predicted model, not a curated record